UUUUGAUUGUGGUCCCUCGCAGCAUCAGGUCUUCUUAAUGAUCGCGUUGCAUAAUCGACGAACGAAGGAGACGUCUUUUAGGUCAGAGGAGGAAUGGGACAAUAACGGCGAAUGGGUAUCUCGUUGAAUAAAAUAAAAUAACCGGUUGAGGCUUCGACGAUCAAACCGGAAAGUUUGUGCAUCCAUAGCGCCUCAAAUCGCGACCCCCCGAACCGGAAAUGGGGUUACGUGUUUUAGAGACGUACCACGUGUGCAUCGUAAAAUGAAGUGCAGAGGAAAGAAGGACGACAAAAAAAGUUCAACAGGUGAGGAAGGAGGCACGGCCUCCGUUUGGCCGCAGUUUGUGACUGGUGUCGUGUGAACAAACGCGCGUUAAAUCUUUAAUAUAUAGACGAGGCAGGAGACUGAAGAAAAGUAGGGAUUCUUCGAGGCGUUAAGAGAAGAACGUUUAAAGAGCGACCAACAUCAUGGGGGUCCUGGAUAGAGGUGCCACACUUAACAUCUCCGAAGGAGGAAAAGUUAAAAAAAGUUGUUCACCUAGACUAAAAAAAUCAGUAGUGUUACCAGUUGUGGCCGUGAUUUUAGUGAUAAUAGUCAUAGUAAUAUUAUAUCUAACGGGAGUUUUGGGAUCGGAAAACGAGACGACGACAACUUCUCCUGCGAAUCCGACGAUGCCAAUGCGACCUUCAGUAUCUUCCUUGCACACCUUUUCCAAGGCCGCAGUUUGUGCAGAUGGACCACCUUGUGCCCAAAUUGGACAGCAAAUAUUACAACAGAAAGGAUCCGCUGUUGACGCAACGUUGGCUGCAUUAUUCUGUAAUGGUUUGGUGAACAUGCAGAGUAUGGGCUUAGGAGGCGGCUUUCUGAUGACUAUCUACAAGAAGGAUGCACGCAAGGCUUACACUCUAAAUGCACGUGAAACGGCACCAUUAGCUGCGACCCCAAACAUGUUCCAAAACAAACCGAAAGCAGCAAGAAAAGGACCACUUUCCAUUGGAGUACCUGGAGAAUUGAAAGGCUAUUGGGAAGCUCACCAAAAGUUCGGAAAACUCGACUGGAAAACGAUCAUCCAACCGACAAUAGAUUUGUGCGACAAAGGAUACAAACUGACAAUCCCUCAACACAAAACUGCAGAAAAAAUCAAUUUCACCACUCCGACUUACAAGAAAUGGUUUUACAAUGACGAUGGUAAUCUGAAGAAGGUUGGAGAAACGGUGAAACCGGAAGUAUUGUGCAACACGCUGAGGAUAAUUGCGGAAAAAGGAGCGGAGGAUUUCUAUACAGGAUCACUAUCUAAAAUGAUAUUGGACGAUUUGAAGAAGGCAAACUCUAUAAUAACGGCAGAGGACUUGAAAAACUACAGUCCGGUUUGGGCAGACCCAAUUUCCGUUACUUUGAACAAUGGUGAUCAGCUAUACUCCACUCCUCCACCCGGUUCCGGUAUUUUGUUGGCCUUUAUAUUGAAAAUCCUCGAUGGAUUUAAUUUCACUCGGCAAAGUAUUGAUGGCGUUGAAAAUACAGUUCAAACAUAUCAUAGAAUGAUCGAAGCAUUUAAAUACGCGUAUGCCAAGAGAACUGAACUGGGAGAUACUAAAUUUAUUAAUAUCGAUAAUUUGAUCAACAAAUUGGCUUCGCCUCAAUACGCUGAAGAAAUCCGAUUGAAAAUUAGAGACAAUCAAACAUUUACAGAUCCUGCUCAUUACGGUGCUGUCUUCUACGAUGAUUCUGGUGAUAAUGGUACAGCUCAUAUAUCUGUACUGGACGAAUACGGUGAUGCUGUUUCUGUUACUAGUACCAUCAAUUUAUAUUUUGGAUCGGAAGUAAUCUCCGAAAGCACAGGUAUCACCUUCAACAGCGUGAUGGAUGAUUUUUCAACACCCGGAUUCAAGAACUAUUUUGGUUUACCAGGAUCCCCAAAUAAUGCAAUUGCACCAGGAAAAAGGCCUUUGUCAUCGAUGAGUCCGAGCGUAAUGACUGACAAAAACGGUGAUGUGAUUUUGGUAGUCGGAGCAUCUGGAGGAACACAAAUCACAACUGGCAUAGCUCAAGUUAUUAUGAGAAUACUAUGGUUUGGACAAAAUAUUAAAGAAGCUGUAGAUUCACCAAGAAUCCAUCAUCAAGUAUACCCGAUGCAACUUGGUUAUGAAUACGGAACUCUUCAGCAAAUCAUUGAUGGUUUGGAGAAGCUCGGACAUAAUACCACUCGCCUUACAUCGUACUCUGUUAUAUGUGGUCUGUUCAAGAAGAACGACACCAUCUUUGCCAAUGCCGAUCAUCGAAAAGGCGGCGACGUUUACGGUUAUUAACAAAACAAAUAUUUUAUCGAAGAAUGCAAGUAAAAUGCUUGAAAUGUACAAUAAUGUUAAAGUUUCCGCAUAUUGUGAUAUUUCUAACUUAGGUAUUAAACUCAUUGUGUCGCAAUAA
This is a messenger RNA of Nicrophorus vespilloides, 2424 nucleotides long. RefSeq names its product gamma-glutamyltranspeptidase 1-like. Bases 468 to 2306 code for a protein of 612 amino acids. The transcript has 10 exons. Lineage: Eukaryota; Metazoa; Arthropoda; Insecta; Coleoptera; Silphidae. The record is from RefSeq and is a predicted model, not a curated record. Gene Ontology annotation, biological process: glutathione catabolic process. Gene Ontology annotation, cellular component: plasma membrane. Gene Ontology annotation, molecular function: glutathione gamma-glutamate hydrolase.